Fusarium venenatum is the source of this 1035-nucleotide messenger RNA. RefSeq lists its product as uncharacterized. The record is from RefSeq and is a predicted model, not a curated record. Lineage: Eukaryota; Fungi; Ascomycota; Sordariomycetes; Hypocreales; Nectriaceae.
AUGUCUGCUCAACUCAAACAUAAUGCCGCCUGGGAGGCCAGCCCCCUUGCAUUCCUCUCCCGUCAAUUCAUCGAGGGUGUUCCCAAGAUCCCCAAAAGCGUCAGCCUAUCAGGCCAAACAGCUCUUAUUACUGGCUCAAACGUCGGUCUAGGAUUUGAGAGUGCUCGUCAGCUUCUCACUCUUAACCUCUCACACCUGAUCAUCGCAGUGCGAAAUCAAGCUAGAGGCGAUGCCGCAGCAAAGAAGCUCCGCAAUGAGUUUCCCAAUGCCAAAAUCGAGGUAUCGCUGGUUGAUAUGGCUUCUUACAAGUCCAUCCAGGACUUCGUCCAAUGGUGCGAGACACUGCCGCGUCUUGACAUCGCCAUUCUCAACGCUGGCUUAAGCAGACCUCAGUUUGAGCGAUCGGAGGCGUCAAAGCAUGAGAUGACCAAUCAGAUCAACUACCUCUCUACAGCUCUACUCGCCAUCCUCCUUAUCCCCGUCCUCAAGACAAAACGCGGAACUUCUGGACCUGCACAUUUGGGUAUCGUCGGCUCUGACAUGUCGUACUGGGCGCAAUGGACCGGAACCAACGAUUCCAUCUGGGAUGUGAUUGACGACCCUGCCCAUUUCUCCAGUAACGGCCACUACCAAAUUUCCAAGCUUCUUCUUAUCAUGUUUGUCGAUAAACUUGCACAACACGUCUCUCCCCAAGAAGUCAUCGUCAACUUCCCCAAUCCUGGCGCUUGCAGAGGAACGGAAUUCGGAUCCGAUGGGCACAGAAGUUUAGUGGAACAAAUUUGGAUGGCGAUUGCUAAGCCCAUCGUUGGAAGAACAGCCGCCACAGGCGCUCGGUCUUACGUCCAUGCUGUUGCCGUCAAAGGUACAGAGAGUCAUGGCAGUUUUGUUGGCGAGGGCAAGAUCAAACCUUUUCCUGUGAUUAUGUACGAGCCAGCUGGAAAGACGCUCCAGGAAACUGCGUGGAAGGACUUGAUGGAGGAGUUGAGCUUUGCGAAGCCAAUCGAAAUUCUCAUGGGAGUAACUGAGCAGCAUUGA